AAAUCAUCAUAAAAUUAGUCUUGUUUGGCACUGUGACAGGAGGAGUUGUUAUAAAAAAAAAAAGGAAAGAGAAAGAAAAGACGAGAGAAGAUGAUGAUGUAGAAGCAUAGGCAUAAUAAUAACGCAGCAUAAGAAACAGAGUGGAAAAAGGAAAAGAGUGGGUGAGAAUAGGAAUUAGGGAGGAUAAGAGAGAGAAAGAGAAGAAAGUGUGUGUUUUGGGAGAAGGAGAAGAAGGAAGAGGAAUCGGGCGAAUCGUGUUUUGGGGCAUGGAAGGGGUGGCCAUGCUGAAGCAGCUAAUUGGUCAGCUUCAGCAGCUAUUGGACUCUUCCCAUUCCCAUUCUCUGAUUCUUGAACCUUCACACCACACUCUCCUCUUCCAACAACAACACCCCAGAUGGACAUCCUUUGAUGUUGAAGAUAGCUCUGUAGAUGACUUUUGUGGCCUUGUAGUGACAGCAGGAAAGUCUGGCCGUUUCAGGAUGUCAGAGCCUGUGAAGUCUCCACCUUCUAAGAAGUCUCGUAGAGAUAGAAGCAGGGGCAAAUCAUCUGGACGAUCCUGCUCAACUGAAGUUAUGGAUCAAGAAAUUUGGAAAGAUUUUCCGGAAGAUUUAUUUGAGGCUGUGAUAGCACGACUCCCCAUUGCUACAUUUUUCCGCUUCCGCUCUGUCUGCCGGCAGUGGAAUUCCAUGCUUACUUCUCAAAGUUUUUCUCAGCAUUGUACUCAAGUUACACAAGCAAAUCCAUGGUUUUACACCAUUACCCAUGAAAAUGUGAACUCGGGAGCUAUGUACGAUCCUUCUUUGAAAAAAUGGCACCACCCAACUAUAUCGACACCGCCCACAAAAUUGAUUGUUUUACCCGUGGCUUCUGCCGGUGGUUUAGUUUGCUUUCUUGACAUUGGUCAUCGUAACUUCUUUGUUUGCAACCCACUGACUCAAUCCUUCAGGGAGUUGCCAGCUCGAUCAGUUAAGGUCUGGUCUCGGGUUGCUGUAGGGAUGACAAUUAACGGAAACUCGGCUGGUUCAGGCUACAAGAUCUUAUGGGUUGGUUGUGAUGGAGAAUAUGAAGUUUACGACUCAGUCAGAAAUUCUUGGAUUCGUCCUGGAAACAUGCCUGCAGGUAUGAAGCUGCCACUGUCGCUGAACUUUAGGUCUCAAGCUGUCUCUAUCGAUAGCAUGCUUUACUUCAUGCGAUCAGACCCAGAAGGGAUUGUUUCGUACGAUAUGGCAACUGGGGUUUGGAAACAAUAUAUAAUCCCAGCGCCGUUGCAUCUGACUGAUCACACUCUGGCCGAGUGUGAUGGCCAGAUCAUGCUUGUGGGUUUGCUCACAAAGAAUGCAGCUACUUGUGUAUGCAUAUGGGAGCUGCAGAAAAUGACACUCUUGUGGAAGGAGGUUGACAGAAUGCCAAACAUAUGGUGCUUGGACUUUUAUGGGAAGCACGUUAGAAUGACUUGCCUGGGGAACAAAGGCUUGCUCAUGUUGUCCCUGAGGUCGAAACAGAUGAAUAGAUUGGUUACUUACAACAUAGCAAGGAAAGAAUGGCUGAAGGUUCCUGGGUGUGUGGUGCCGCGUGGGAGAAAACGACAGUGGAUAGCUUGUGGUACUGCAUUUCAUCCAUGCCUCACAGCGCUGGCAUGAUUUCGUUUGUAUCUCUUAACAGCAAUGGCCUGUCAUUGCAAUUUGCUGGCCUUUUUAUGGUGUUGUACGUAAUCCUAAUGUUCAUUGCUGGUUUAACAGAGUAGUUCAAAAAUAAUAUGGGUUUGUGAUUCAUGUCUUUUCAUACUCUCAGGCAUGUGAACACUACUUUGGAUGUGUUGGGAAUGCCUCAUCCUGGGGAACACCUUGCUAAAAGGUGAUAUAGAACUUAAGUUUCUUUUUGCUUUCAAUAAGUGUAUGGUUUUAAUUUUUGGUUC
This is a messenger RNA of Vigna unguiculata (cowpea), 1915 nucleotides long. RefSeq names its product Galactose oxidase/kelch repeat superfamily protein (gene LCR). The record is from RefSeq and is a predicted model, not a curated record. Gene Ontology annotation, molecular function: protein binding. NCBI's taxonomy places the organism in Eukaryota, Viridiplantae, Streptophyta, Magnoliopsida, Fabales, Fabaceae.